Rhagoletis zephyria (snowberry fruit fly) is the source of this 1317-nucleotide messenger RNA. RefSeq names its product D-amino acid oxidase 1 (gene Daao1). Gene Ontology annotation, molecular function: D-amino-acid oxidase activity; FAD binding. Gene Ontology annotation, cellular component: cytoplasm. Gene Ontology annotation, biological process: D-amino acid catabolic process. The record is from RefSeq and is a predicted model, not a curated record. Lineage: Eukaryota; Metazoa; Arthropoda; Insecta; Diptera; Tephritidae.
CUAUCAUUCAGUUGCCGAUCGCGAGCGAAGCUGUUUUCGUUGAACGUGGGGAAGUGAACGCUACUUGAAUUUUUACAAAAUUAAUUUAAUUGUGAUAAUUAUUUAAAAAUGCAUUUCGGCAUCGUGGGCAGUGGUGUUGUGGGCUUGACAACAGCUUUGGAAUUACAGCGGCACUAUCCAAAUGCGGAUAUUACAAUUCUCGCUGAUCGUUUCAAUGAAGAUACAACCAGCGCUGUAGCGGCGGGCAUUUUUAGACCAGGCACCAGCUUUGCGGGACCAACCAGAGAGAUUACACAACAAUGGGUCACCGAUGCCUUUCACUACUGGGAUGAGAUUCGUCGCUCAAGCGACGCACCACUUGCUGGCGUUUGCGAACUCUCUGGUUACAUUUACUCUUCCACCUCACCGAAGAUUGUGCGGAAUCAUUUUAUCGAACAACUCCUGCCAGUUUAUCGUCAAGCCACCGAGGAAGAAUUGAAGCUGUGUCAAGGUGAUUGGAAAUACGGUUCAUUCUUCACAACAUGCCUGACCGAAUGUCGACUCUUUCUGCCUUAUGCUACUAAAAAAUUCAUUGCUGCCGGUGGUCAGGUCACGCGCCAACAUGUCAGCUCGUUUUCCGAUGUGGCAGAGCAAAACUUUGAUGUACUCUUCAAUUGCUCCGGCUUGGGUGCCAAAGAAUUGUGUAAUGAUCAACAACUUGUGCCACUGCGUGGACAAGUGUUAAAAGUGCGUGCACCCUGGGUCAAACUGGCCUUCUAUGGUGACUAUGAUACCUACAUUUUGCCCGGUUUCGAAACCGUUACACUGGGCGGUUGUCGUCAAUAUGAUAGUUAUAAUUUAAAUGUAUGCAAAUAUGAUUCUAUGGCUAUUAAGGAGCGUUGCUACAGCAUGUUGCCAAGCUUGAAGCGCGCCGAAGUUGUGCGGGAGUGUGUGGGACUACGACCACAUCGUGCUGUGGUGCGCGUCGAAAGCGAAUUCCUUCGUUUAGCUAACGGUCGUAUGCAAAAGAUAAUACACAACUACGGUCAUGGCGGUUAUGGUGUUACCACAUCGCCUGGUACAGCUAAGUAUGCUGUAAAAAUUGUACGUGAUCUCUUGGCUGGCAAUAGCAAAUUGUGAAAAAAUAUAAUUAAAUACAUACUUAUAUAAGUAUGUACAUACGAGUAUUUAUAAUUAAUAUACUGUAUUUUAUAACAAAAAUUAGUAAAAAUUGAAAUCGCAAAAUUAAUGGUUUUGGUAAUAGUAUGUAACCGUAAUAGUAGUGGCAAUCGUUGUGGUAAUGGUAAUAGUAAAGGUAGUGGUAAUGGUUAUGCUAAU